Oreochromis aureus is the source of this 3234-nucleotide messenger RNA. Its product is annotated as integumentary mucin C.1-like. The record is from RefSeq and is a predicted model, not a curated record. NCBI's taxonomy places the organism in Eukaryota, Metazoa, Chordata, Actinopteri, Cichliformes, Cichlidae. The transcript is spliced from 14 exons. Bases 104 to 1153 code for a protein of 349 amino acids.
GGAUGAUGACAUGCAACACUACAAAAGCUGAAAGUGAAAGUAAAGAUGCCAGAAUGGAUCAGCACCUCUCCAAGGCACGUUUGCAAAGACCACAGAGGGCAUCAUGACGUCACACGGCUGUUAUCUCUGCCUGUUGCUUUUAAGUGUAAUCCUGAUCAAGCCAUCAAAAGCAGGCUGUUGGGACUACUUCAAAAAAGCAGACUGGAAGACAAAGGUAACAGAUGACCUCCCAGACAAUAUUCCUGUCAACAUAAUAAAUGCCACCAAAAUGAACAAGCCCGAGGACAUCAUUGUAUGUAGUAUAAGCGAAAACUGUAAUCGAAGCAAAGAAACCUGUUUUCUACGGGACUGUUUUAAGGAUAUACCGACAUGUAAAAGGACGGAUCAGAACACCAAUGUCCCUUUCUACCACUUCAUGUGCUUGACAGAUAUAGCCAAGCGUCUACAUGACAAAACAAAAGGAGAACCACGAAAACCCACUGCAGAAGAAGUCUGUAACGUGUACGAAAAAGUGUGUAAGCGAGAUUCUCCCAACCCAGCAGCAAAAGCGACAACACCAACAGCCUGUACUACUACAACACCAACCACAGCAACAACAAAUAAGCCAACAUCGACACCUUCUGCAACAACAACAACAACAACAACAAGAACCACAGAAGCAACAACAAAUAAGCCAACAUCGAGACCUUCUGCAACAACAACAACAACGACAACAACAACAACAACCACAGAAGCAACAACAAAUAAGCCAACAUCGAGACCUUCUGCAACAACAACAACAACGACAACAACAACAACAACCACAGAAGCAACAACAAAAAACCCACAAGUAUCAGCAGCAGCAGUUUCAAUAACAACUCCAUCAUCCCCAAUGAAUUUACAACAGAAGGAUGAAACAUUUCAGGGCGAAAGUGCUGAAAAAGAGAAAAUCCUACAUAUUAUAAUAGGUGUCCUUAUCUUCACCAACUUCCUUUGCCCGGUGGGUGUUUACAUGUACAUGCGGAGGCUUCAAAGGAGUAACGAGCGUAACAUAUUUCGCAGCGACAUUGGAGAGGGUUCCAUUUUAUUAACGACACCUGAAAGUUCCAUCAUCAUAAAUUCACCUGAAACCACCAUAAUUGAAAGCCCUUGCCCACACAGAACACAUCUUUAGAAGUUCUGGACUGAUGAGAAAAUCUUUUCUAAAUUUGGCCAUCGCAGAAUCUGGGUACGAGGAUCUGCUCUACACAGCUUGUUAACACUCCAGAUGAAGUAAAGGUGGUCUGUGAAUGCCUCUGAGCCCAAAGGUGGAUAAACUUGUGAAGAAUGUGAAGAAGAGUGAGACCGAACAAGCCACAGCAUGCCUAUUCAUGUAACCGCUCUGCAGUCUCAAAUCAAGAAGGUUUUGUGGAUUACCCCAGCACCACGUCCAAGAAAUAAACUGUCCGCCUCAUGUAAAAUGUUUUACUGCUGUGCUGGUUUUAAGUGACCAAGGUCUUCCCAGAAAAACUACACCGGGCUAGUUACAUUAGGAUGCUGAUGAGGGAGUCUGUUUUAACACAGGCAAUAAAGAGCUGGGUUUUUUUGGUCAUAUUAAGAAUAAUUUGAGACACAAAAACACAGAUUACCCAUGUGGUCUGUGAACGUAUAAAGUGUGUUAAAGUGUUGUAGAAGUGUGCAGAACACUAUAUUAGGUGUGACUGCAAAACAAAGUUGUAAUGUUUAUAUAGCUAAUGGACUAAUUCUCUUUGUUUAUGUGUACAUAUUUGGAAAAACGUUCUUUUCCAUGUAUAUAUUAAGUAUAUUGUGAUAAAGAUUCGAGGGAAAAGCUAAAGGUGCCUGAAAACGAUUGGAAUAUUAUUUUCUUUUUAAUUGCAUAAUGCACAUUUAGCUAAGCCACCAUAAGAGAAUUGAUCUUUUUACCUUUUCUAAAUUAAAGCCAGCUGUGCUAGCUUUAAUCCUAAAAUGCGAUCUUAUCUGUGAACAGUUGUUCUAGAGAAGUUCUCACCAUAGAAUCUUCACACAUGCAUUUCUACUGUGUUUAUGUUUCAUGGAAGCAGAAAUAGAAAAUUCCCUACCACAACGCAUUUACUAUAUUCACAAAUCACCGCAAAAACAAACAGUCUCUUCUGCCCUUUUUCAUUUUCACACUGUCACGUUAUUUCACUUGCACAUUUGUGUAAGUAACCCAAAAUAAUAUCUUGACUGUCCCUCACAUAUGGAAGAAUGUAGGCAUGGUUCUGUGUUUUGAGUGUUUGCCUUUCGAUGCAUUUGUGGAAUAUAUUUUAGUUUUUGUAUAUGUAUAAAUUAAUUUUUUUUAUAUAUUUUUUAAGCCAACCAGUUUAUUUAUUGUGUUUGUGACAGACUGAGUAGGAGUAUUUUUUUUCGAAUGUAUAGAUGUGAGUUUAGACAAGCAUCUAUGAUUGCUGUACAUACUCCUUGGUGUGGAACAAAAAUGACUGAAAAGAGGAAAAGGAAAAAAUGUAAGGGGAUAAUAACGUCAUUGGUUGGCACAACUGACACAACGGACCUGGUGAACAUAUCUGAGCACAGGAGCUACACGCAGUCCAAACUGGUGCUAAGUAGGCCAGACUUUUAAAGUGUAUAAAAAGCUAUAUUUAAAACCAACAAAUAAAUAAGAAAGGAAUAAAAAUGAAAAAUACUUCUUUAAAUGAAGACAGUCACAUUAAAAGAAUCAUCUACACAGUUUUACCAUCUGCAUGUCACAUUUUCACUGACUGUACUAGACUGGUUUUGUCUGUUUGGCACCAAUGCAUUUGAAGGUGAAGUGUAUCGGUGUAUAUAUGUGUGUGUAUAUAUAUUUGUUGUCUGACAUACAAAAUAUAUAUAACUGUGCUUCAUUAUAAUACCAGCAUUGGAUACCUGGAGUACCCGCUUGUGGAAGGAAGAUAUUGUGGCAAUAUUUCAUGUUGUGAAAAGGAGCCUGAGCAGCUAAGCUAAUGGUGACCUCUGCAUGUCUACUUCAGUCCAUUUUUUGGUAUUGUCUGUAUUUUAUAUAAUGUGAAAAAAUAUAUAAAUUUGCCAGGUAAAAAACACUGUGUUGAAUUGAUGAGUUAAAUAAUCAGUGUGUUCUCAUGGUAUUUGUAGAACAAUGCUUCAGCGAGAUGUUGAUAUAAAUUAACCUACAACGUAUCACUAUCCUUUGCACUUGCAUUUUUCUUUCCAGAUUUUCAUUUCACAGAUGUCUUUUUGGUGCCUGGUUUUUGCAAAUAAAGGACCUUUUCGGCUUUAAAA